CGAACAGUCCAUAGAGCACGGAAGGAACUGGAUUUCUUAGGUGUAUCUGUCUGUCAAUCAAUCAUGAAGGCUGUGGCAAUAAUCCUUGCUCUGACAGUCAUCUCUGGCUGCCAUGCCCGCGCUGUGCGCCAGGCAGAGGCCCCCCAGAACCGCUGGGAGGAGAACGUUGAGCGCUUCUGGACCUACGUGUCUGAGCUCAACAGCAGAGCCGACGGACUGGUGGACAACCUCAAGGCCUCCCAGCUCAGCAGAGAACUCGACACCCUGAUCACUGACACUGUGGCUGAGCUGACCGUGUACAGGGAGGACAUCCAGACCAAGCUGGGGCCCUAUGCCCAAGACACAGCCGGCCUGCUGGGCCAGGACCUGCAGCUUCUGACCACCAAGCUCCAGACUGACAUGGUUGACGCCAAGGAGCGCAGCACACAGUACCUGGGAGAGCUCAAGACCAUGAUAGAGCAGAAUGCUGAUGAUGUCCACAACCGCGGCAACACCUACAUCCGCAAACUGAAGAAACGCCUUAACAAGGACACCGAGGAGAUCCGCAACACCGUAGCCACCUACCUGGGUGAGAUCCAGUCCCGUACCUCCCAAAACAUGGAUCUCGUGAAGGAGCGUGUGGAGCCCUACGUGAGUCAGGCCCACGACACCGCCGCCGAGAGGUUGGGCAGCUUCACUGACCUUCUGAAGAACCAGGCCCAGGACCUGAGCCAGCAGGUCUCCACCCAGGCCGAAGGCAUGCGCGAGCAGCUGGAGGCCACUGCCGAGGACCUGCGCACCACCCUGGAGGGCAAGAUCGAUGAGCUCAGCAGCCUGAUCGCUCCCUACGCCGCCAAGAUCCGUGAGCAGCUCCAGACCAUCAUGGACAAGGUCAAGGAGACCAAUGCCUAAAUGGACCCAGGGGAGGGAGGGGUUUGGAGGACCGGUGUCCCGCCACUACACCCCUGUUUAAGUAGGGGUGCAGGUUGUGAAGCACUGUGCCACCAUUCACCUAGAUACCACAGAGAGGAGGAGGGAGUGCUGUUUUCACUCUGUUGGCACUGUGUGUUUGGGGUGAGGGGGGUUGAUAGAGAGAGAGGGGUGAGGAAGACAGAGCUUUGAAUGGGUUUUGAGCAGACAAACACAGUCCUUUAUGUUUGUUUAGGCCUCAGAAAGGCAUUUACUGUUUAAAUCACUUCAAUCACUCUCUCGCUGUAUUAUCUCCUCAUCCCAGAACACAAGAGCCACACUCAAUACUGCCUUUCAUAAACACACAAGAGGCUAUUGUUUUUAACCUGCUUCGCUUGUCUUCCUCGUUAUAAGUGCUCUAGAUGUCUCCUCCAAAAUGUUCUACUAAUCUGCAUCAGGUUUCUAAGGCUACUAUAUGGGACACAAGGGGGGGUUGAAACAGUAUCUUCCAAUUGUAAGCCAAAUUGGCUGGGGCCCAUUCCAGCGCUGUCCCUGUCCUUCAUUUCAAUAACUGCACUGAACUAAGACUGGGCUUAUCUCCAGCACUAGCAUCAGUCUUUCCAGAACCAUUGGAGAAGAACCACUCUGUGCCUUGCUUGUCUAUGAUGCUGUAUCAACACCUGCUCUGUAGGCUCUGUAUUUGUUGUGAUUCAUAUAGAAGUGUAUUUACUAUGACUGUGAUAUGAUGCGAAUAUGACAAUCAAACUAAAAGGCAUACUUCACAGGGUCCAUAUACUACCUGUCUGUAUUAUUUCAGUUUGGCAAGAGUGUCUCUGCCACUUCACAAUGUAACAUGCCCAUGCUUCUCACCAUAGUACACUGUCCGUCUGGCUGACUGCAGUGUGCUACCCAGUGCUGCGUAAAUAAAAUAUGUAAAGAGAU
Molecule: messenger RNA, 1830 nt
Organism: Coregonus clupeaformis (lake whitefish)
Lineage: Eukaryota; Metazoa; Chordata; Actinopteri; Salmoniformes; Salmonidae
Product: apolipoprotein Eb
Exons: 5
Coding region: 64-891 (275 amino acids)
Biological process (GO): lipoprotein catabolic process; positive regulation of nitric-oxide synthase activity; cholesterol catabolic process
Cellular component (GO): extracellular region; intermediate-density lipoprotein particle
Molecular function (GO): lipid binding
Source: RefSeq, a predicted model, not a curated record